CACUGUGCUGAAUCACUGAGUGUCUCUCCACCUCAGUAGCUCUUGCUUCUUACUGUGGCUGUGUGCUCAGCUGACCUCACUGUGUGGUAAUGAAUUGCUGGAAUCUCAGAGCACCCUAGAGCCAGACUCAAGUCUUGGCUUACAGCGGGAACUCAGGACAUGGCCCUGGACCAAUGGCUUGAGCUGCAGUUGCUUCCAUUCUGGGGCAAACAGAAAUGUCAUGUGUCGCGUUGAGGUCUCUGAGCCAUUCUGGGUUGAUUUUGUACAUGAGCCACGUAGAGCUGACUUUGUGCACAAGAGAUUCCAUGUGGGAGAAUAAGUUAUUUUCUUGGUUAGGCUCUGCUAGCCAAGAACAAACCACAGACCUAAAACCAUCAUAAAAAGCCCCGGAUCUGCCAUACUCCAAGACCUCAGACUUGAGCAGGUCUCUGCAUCUUCACAUCGCGGACCCUUCAGCCAUGAGAUUCCAUCUGAUCCUCCAUACUCUCCUCUUCCUUUUAACUCUCUUACCCCCAGUUAGAAGUGGUUUGGGUGCUGCAGAGACCCACUGUUUCAACCUGGAAGGCAUCUGCAGACGAGACAUCUGCAAAGUUAUAGAAGAUGAAAUCGGCGGCUGCCGAAGAAGAUGGAAAUGCUGCCGGAUGUGGUGGGUUCUUGUGCCCAUCCCAACCCCAGUUAUCUUUUCGGACUAUCAAGAACCCCUCAAGAACAAGAUAAAAUAGACCACGGUAAACAGCCCAAGGAGAGCUCUGUGCCUCUAAAGCAACGUAAUCUCCACACUGAACGCUUCCA
Molecule: messenger RNA, 792 nt
Organism: Alexandromys fortis (reed vole)
Lineage: Eukaryota; Metazoa; Chordata; Mammalia; Rodentia; Cricetidae
Product: beta-defensin 109-like
Exons: 4
Coding region: 459-722 (87 amino acids)
Biological process (GO): cell chemotaxis; defense response to bacterium
Cellular component (GO): extracellular region
Molecular function (GO): CCR6 chemokine receptor binding; chemoattractant activity
Source: RefSeq, a predicted model, not a curated record